This is a messenger RNA of Microthlaspi erraticum, 306 nucleotides long. The record is from the annotation of a GenBank genome assembly. NCBI's taxonomy places the organism in Eukaryota, Viridiplantae, Streptophyta, Magnoliopsida, Brassicales, Brassicaceae.
AUGGAAGCAAAAUGGCUAUUAAUUACCUCGGCUUUUACUCAAUUGUUCGGUUACUCAAUCCAACUGGAUCAAACCAGCAACUGCAAAAGCACCCGCAACAAAAUAAAGAUGAUGAAGAAAGAGGAAUUCCCAAGUGGGUUUCAAGUUCCUCUUCACUAUCCUAAAUUCUCCAAGUCUGAUUAUGAAGCUAUGGAUGAUCUCAAGCUUGACUUGCUCCUCAAACAAUAUGGAUUCUCCUUCGAAGGAUCUCUUGAUGAGAAGAGGGUAUUUGCUAUUGAAUCAUUUCUCUGGCCCGAUCAGCUCUAG